AGCCGGGCCGCAGUCAUGAGUCGCUUCAAGUUUGUGGAUAUUGGUAUCAACUUGACAGAUCCUAUGUUCAGAGGAAUUUAUAGGGGAGUUCAGAAGCAUCAAGACGACUUACAAGAUGUAAUAGAAAGAGCUGUCCAGAUUGGUGUUAAAAAGUUUAUGAUCACAGGUGGAAAUCUGCAGGACAGUAAAGAGGCACUGCAUUUGGCACAAACAAAUGAUAUGUUUUUCAGUACAGUUGGAUGUCAUCCUACAAGAUGUGAUGAAUUUGAAAAGAAUGACCCUGAUCUUUACCUAAUGGAGUUGUUAAAUCUCGCUGAAAACAAUAAGGGGAAAGUUGUAGCAAUAGGGGAGUGUGGACUUGAUUUUGACCGACUACAGUUCUGUCCCAGAGAUACUCAGCUCAAAUAUUUUGAAAAACAGUUUGAACUGGCAGAACAAACAAAAUUACCAAUGUUUCUUCACUGUCGGAACGCACAUGCUGAAUUUUUGGACAUAAUGAAAAGAAACAGAGAUCGGUGUGUAGGUGGAGUGGUGCAUUCGUUUGAUGGUACCAAGGAAGCAGCAGCUGCCUUGAUGGACUUGGAUCUCUAUAUAGGAUUUAAUGGUUGCUCACUGAAAACUGAGGCUAAUUUGGAAGUUUUGAAGUCAAUACCUAGUGAAAAAUUAAUGAUUGAAACUGAUGCACCUUGGUGUGGAGUGAAAAGUACACAUGCUGGGUCAAAAUAUGUAAAAACUUCGUUUCCUACCAAAAAGAAGUGGGAAAAUGGGCACUGUGUGAAAGACAGGAAUGAACCCUGCCAUAUAAUUCAAAUACUGGAGAUAAUGUCAGCAGUGAGAGAGCAGGAUCCACUGGAAUUAGCCAAUACACUAUAUAACAACACCAUUAAAAUCUUUUUUCCUGACAUGUAA
Messenger RNA from Panthera uncia (snow leopard), 909 nucleotides. It is a transcript of the gene TATDN1, whose product is annotated as TatD DNase domain containing 1. The coding region runs from base 16 to 909 and encodes 297 amino acids. The transcript has 12 exons. Lineage: Eukaryota; Metazoa; Chordata; Mammalia; Carnivora; Felidae. Gene Ontology annotation, molecular function: 3'-5'-DNA exonuclease activity. The record is from RefSeq and is a predicted model, not a curated record. Gene Ontology annotation, cellular component: cytosol.